This is a messenger RNA of Hydractinia symbiolongicarpus, 3550 nucleotides long. Its product is annotated as eukaryotic translation initiation factor 3 subunit A-like. Gene Ontology annotation, biological process: translation reinitiation; formation of cytoplasmic translation initiation complex. Bases 110 to 3502 code for a protein of 1130 amino acids. Gene Ontology annotation, cellular component: eukaryotic translation initiation factor 3 complex, eIF3m; multi-eIF complex; eukaryotic translation initiation factor 3 complex, eIF3e. Gene Ontology annotation, molecular function: mRNA binding; translation initiation factor activity. The record is from RefSeq and is a predicted model, not a curated record. The transcript is spliced from 17 exons. NCBI's taxonomy places the organism in Eukaryota, Metazoa, Cnidaria, Hydrozoa, Anthoathecata, Hydractiniidae.
UAUUACUGAACAACUUAGUGUGUUUGAUCUUUUCGUCCAGUUUUUGUGUUUUCCGAAAAAGUCUUGGUGGACAAGUGGUGUUUAUGCAGUAACACUACCUUCGAGGAAAAUGCCUCAAUACUUUCAAAAGCCGGAGAAUGCUCUGAAAAGAGCUAAUGAAUUUAUUGUUAUUGGUAAAAAAGAAGCCGCCUUAGAUGUUUUGUAUGAUGUUAUCAAGAGUAAGAAGCAUCGUAACUGGCAAAAGAUACAUGAACCAAUUUUGCAAGCAUAUCUUGGGCUAUGUAUUGAUUUAAAAAGAUCUGUUAAUGCCAAGGAAGGUCUAUAUCAGUACAAGUUAAUCUGCCAACAAGUGAACAUUGCUUCAUUAGAAGAAAUUAUAUCUUUCUUUUUACAACUGGCUGAAAAACAUGCUGAAGAAGCAAGAAAUCAAUCCAUUGAACUUGUUACAGUGGAAGACCUUGAUCAAGUACAAACACCUGAAGGGAUCAUGUUGUCCUCUGUCAGCUCAGAGGAUGCACAAGAUAGAUCCGACAGAGUUUUACUAACACCAUGGGUGAAGUUUCUUUGGGAAGCAUACCGUAAUGUUCUUGAGUUGCUCAGAAAUAACAAUCGAGUGGAAAGAUUGUACCAUGAAACUGCACAAAGUGCUUUCAAGUUUUGUUUAAAAUACCAACGACGUGCUGAAUUUCGGAAGUUAUGUGUUCUUAUUAAAAAUCACUUGGAUCAAGUGUUAAAGUAUCAAGGGCAGCCGACUGCUAUCAACCUGAAUGCUCCGGAGAGUUUGCAAAUGCAUUUGGAAACACGUUUAUUUCAGUUAGAGAAUGCAAUAACAAUGGAAUUAUGGCAGGAAGCCUUUCGUGCAAUUGAAGGAAUCCAUUACCUAAUGCAGAUGUCUAAGAAGCCACCAAAGCCACAUAUGAUGGCAAAUUAUUACGAGAAAGUUGCUCUUGUGUUUUUUAAAGCAGAAAACAAGUUGUUUCAUGCAGCUGCCCUGUUAAAAUUGUUUACACUAAUCAAGGACCAAAAAAAGACUGUUACACCUGAAGAAUUAAAAAGGAUUGGCAGUAAAGUGCUUUUGGCAAGUCUUUCUAUCAAUAUACCACCAGGUAAAAGCUCAAUGGAAGAAUAUCUUAGUUAUGAUUCUGUUUUGUCUGAAAAGGAUCGAAGGCUGGCGACAUUGUUAGGUUUGAUAUCACUUCCAACAAGAAAGUCUGUUCUCAAUGAUGUGGAAAAUAUUAUUAUUCCCUAUCUUCCACCUGAGCUAAAAGAUCUGUUUUAUGUAUUGGAAUCUAAGUUCAAUCCACUUCAGUUGUGCAAGAAAGUAAAUGAAACACUUACUACAAUCAGCUCAGACGAAAACAUUGCGCAUUAUGUAAAACCAAUCCAGGAAAUAUCAAUUAUCAGAGCCCUCAAGCAGAUUUCUCAAGUGUAUGAAAGUAUGUCGUUUGAAAGAUUAAUGAAAAUGAUUCCCUUUGCUGACAUUCACCAGUUGGAACACACCAUUGUUAUGUCAGUGAAGAAAGGUGACAUGCAGAUUUCGAUUAAUCAUCAAUCGAAGUCUCUUACUUUUGGUUCAGCAUUGGUUGUUGCUCUAAAAGAAGAGGUUGCGGACGGCCCUUACAUUCAAGCCAUGCCUUCAGAAAUUUUACGAAGUCAGCUGUGUUCAUUGGCUGAAGGUGUAAACGAGGCGUAUGCAUUGAUCAACCCUGAGACAAUCGUAAAAGAGUUCCAACAAACGCGAGAGCAACUUGUUUCCCAGUACAUGAGACAAGAACGCAAAGAACAUAUGCAUUUGUUGAAUCGAAAGUCUGUAAUUGAGGCACGAAAAGAAAAAAUUGAGAACAUGAGAACAAAUCAGGAGAGACUUGAAAAACGCCAAGCACGACAGUAUGAAGCGAAAUUAAGAGAAGCAGAAGAGAAGCGUUUGGAAAUCGAGCGUGAAAAGAGAGAGAAAGAACGAAGGGUACAAGAAAUGAAAGAAAUCCAGAAACAACAAGUGUGGGAUCGUGUUGAAUCUCUGCGUGGAACUGAUGUCGGCAAGAGAGCAUUCAAGAAUCUUUCAGCUAAGGAAAUUGAUGAAAUGGAUCCAGAAGAUAUUUUACAGCGACAGUAUGAACAACUGGAUCGCGAGAAGCGUGAACAAAUGUUGAAACUUCGAACGCAAGAAAAAAGAAUCGACCACUUAGUGCGCGCUAUGAGAAUGGAAGAAAUACCUCUACUUGAAAAGUUCCUCUCUGAGAAGAAAAUUAAGGAUGAAGAAGACUGGGAGCGAGAAGAGGAAGAAAGAAUUAAAAAUGCUGCAAAAGAUCACCAGCUUGCAAUAAAAGCAAAAGAUAGAUUGCAAAGAAUGCAAGAUGAUAAAGAAGAGUUCUUAAACAACCUCUUUGGAAAUCGCCAUUCAGAAUAUGAGGCGCGGUUGCAAGAAUUUGACAAUAAUCUUGAGAAGGUGAGGAAAGAAAGACUUGAACAGCGUAAGAAGCAACGUAUGGCUCAGAGAAGACAAGAUUUCAUUACAGCAAGACGUGAACAGAAACGCAAAGAACGAGAAGAACAAUCACGAAGAGAAAAAGAAGCUGAAGAGGAAAGGAAACGGAAAGCAGAAGAGGAGGAGAGAAUAAGACGUGAGGAAAAGAGAAAAGCGUUAGAUGAAGUUGCGCGAAAGCAGCGGGAAAAGGAGGCUGAAAUUGAGGAGAAGUUGCGUCAACAACAAUCAUCUUCAUCAACGAAAUACGAGCCUCCUUCAUCAAGAGAACCGAACCAUUGGCGUCGCGAGGAUGCUAAGAGUGGUACACCGAACUCUUCUGGAAGUGUAACUGGUGGAAAAUAUGUUCCUCCUAGUAGAAGAAGACCUGCUGAAGCUACUCCACGUGAUUUCGAAGAUGGCCCACGACGCGAUGACCGUGGCUUUGAUCGCCGUGAUGACCGUGGCUUCGAUCGCAGAGACGACCGUGGCAUCGAUCGCAGAGACGACCGUGGCUUCGAUCGCAGAGACGACCGUGGAUUUGAUCGCAGAGACGACCGUGGAUUUGAUCGCAGAGACGACCGUGGAUUUGAUCGCAGAGACGACCGUGGAUUUGAUCGCAGAGACGACCGCGGCUUUGAUCGCAGAGACGACCGUGGCUUUGGGCGAAGAGAAGAUCGUGGUUUUGAGCGCAGGGACGACCGUAAUUUCGAGCGAAGAGACGAUCGCGGUUUCGAUCGAAGAGAUGAGCGCGGUGAUGCUUGGCGUCGAGAUAAUGGCGGCCGUCCUCCAGCAGACAAGAGAGAUGACAGAUUCGGCGAUUCUCCUCAAGUUGGACGAUCUGGAGGUUGGCGCGGUGAUAGUGGAAAUACGUCGGGUGGAGGUAGCUGGAGGUCCAGCGACGGUGGACGCUCAGAAGGCCGCUCUUGGCAAGCAAGUCGAGUGCGAUCUGAUCGUGACAGAGAAGAUAAGGAAGAGAGAGGCCCACCACGUGAUCAAUUAAAAGAGGGCGAUGAAGGCUGGACUACUGUUACACGUUGAAUUUGUAAUAUGAUAUAUGCAAGCAAAUAGAAUUAUAGUGUGUAGUAA